This is a messenger RNA of Fundulus heteroclitus (mummichog), 1106 nucleotides long. RefSeq names its product mitochondrial ribosomal protein L55 (gene mrpl55). The coding region runs from base 122 to 529 and encodes 135 amino acids. NCBI's taxonomy places the organism in Eukaryota, Metazoa, Chordata, Actinopteri, Cyprinodontiformes, Fundulidae. The transcript has 3 exons. Gene Ontology annotation, molecular function: structural constituent of ribosome. The record is from RefSeq and is a predicted model, not a curated record. Gene Ontology annotation, cellular component: mitochondrial large ribosomal subunit. Gene Ontology annotation, biological process: translation.
CAAGAAGAAGAAGAAGAAGAAGAAGAAGAAGAAGAAGAUCAUCCAUGUGUGACUUCUAGGUGGCCUCUGCUCGGUGACAGUUUGCACAUUAAACAGCGACUUUCCUCCAAGCCGGCUUAUAAUGGCUCAGAUGUUCCUGAAGAAGUUCCGCUCUUCUUACAGUUCGCUGACAUGCGCAUCUCUCCUAAGUUCCCUACCAAAGGUCCUCGCUGCGCCGGCUUCCUUCCUCCACAGCCACGCAGCCCAGCUGAGCUCCAACCGGACGUCGGUGGUCCGCUGCGGACGUCAGAGGUAUGAGCGCCAGUACCCGGUGCUGCUGGUCCGGCCGGACGGCUCCGCAGUUUCCAUCAGAUACCCGGAGCCCAGGCGGCUCCUCCUGAUGCCGGUAAACCUGUCCACUUUGUCCAACGAAGAACGCCGCGCUCGCCAGAAAAGGAGGGAAGUGAAGAAGACCAAAACACAGACAGUAGAUCUUUAUGAAGAUGACUUUAAGAUGGACAACUACAGCCACUUAUGGGAAAAAAAAUGACUUCUGUAUUCAGUGAUGUAAGAUGAGACUAAAAUGUUGAAAUUGUUUUACAUGAAAGGGCAUGCUUUUAUGUUAUAGAAGAUUUGUCAGCAUUGCUGCCAUCUAGUGCCUGAAACCAUACGGCAAUUUGUAUCUGGUUUGGGCAUUUAGAAAGGAUUUGUUGGAUACUAUAAACUCUGCUGCUGAUCAUCAGGUUUCAUAUUAUUCUGCUCAACAAGCUGGGCUUGCAACUCCCUCUUACUCCAUACAAACACCAUAUGGUUGAGUUGCUGUAAUUAAACUGGCAGCAUGCAGCUCGAUGGUAGCAGAUCUAUGCUUUUGGCAGCCAGUCAAUAUCAUGUAUAAGCUCAGUUUCACAUUUCAGUUUUUAAAGGGGCUGUUUGUGUAGAUCUUCAUUCAGACAUUGAAAUUAGCAGAUCAGAUUCAUAUAAAGGUGUUUUAUGCCGUAUGAUGAGGAACAACAUUAUGUACUACCACUGAUCAAUAUCAAAUGUCAAAAUGUGAUGAAUUUUGUGGUUUUUACCAAAUUGUGCGUUACAAUGUCUGAGCUGAUUAAAGUGCAGGUUCUAUGCUGUUU